Lampris incognitus (smalleye Pacific opah) is the source of this 1721-nucleotide messenger RNA. It is a transcript of the gene olfml3b, whose product is annotated as olfactomedin-like 3b. The record is from RefSeq and is a predicted model, not a curated record. The coding region runs from base 40 to 1209 and encodes 389 amino acids. Lineage: Eukaryota; Metazoa; Chordata; Actinopteri; Lampriformes; Lampridae. Gene Ontology annotation, biological process: signal transduction. The transcript is spliced from 3 exons.
AGCACAUAACUGAAAGGACUGUAACCUACCUAACACAGAAUGAGGACACUUGCUUUGUUGGUGACUCUGGCAUGUUUUGCCAGUGCUCAGCACCAGGCAUUGAUUGACUACUUGGAACGCAGACUGCUUGCUAUUGAGGAUCGCAUUUCCCUAUGGCACGAGCAGAGCACCCGCUACGCCAGCGAGCUCCGGGAGUUGAAGCAACAGAUGGUCGCCCAGCUAGAGAACCUGGACAAAGAGAAAGAGGCUCUGCGUGUGAAUCUGGAGGGCAUGGGGACACGGGUUGACCGCGUCGAGCGAGAGAUGGACUACCUGGAGACCCAGAACGGGGCUCAACCCUGCGUUGAUGUGGACGACAAGCUGGUGGAACAGCAGGUGAUGCAGGUGAAGGAGAAGAACAAGGCCAAGUAUGAAAAACUUUCAGACUGCAGGCACAUGAUGUCCAGCAUAAAAGCCAUGAAAAUCUUGAAGAGAGUUGGAGGUUCCAAGGGCACGUGGACCAAGGACAUCAAUGGUCUCUUGGGCAAGGUGUACAUUUUCAAUGGGACUAAUGAAGAAACCAUCCACGAGUUUGCCUCUGUGCAGGACUUCAGCAUCUCCCAGGGCACUUCUCUGGCCAAGCCCUGGAACCUCCCCUCCUCCUGGAAGGGAACUGGCCAUGUCGUUUACAACAGCCAUGCAUAUUAUGUGAAAGAGGCUGAGGAGGUCAUGGUAGUGAAGUACGACCUGAGGAAUGGAACUGUGGUCGACAGUGCAGUGUUCCCGGUCCAGGAUCAUGUCCCUGUUUACGGGCUGAACCCUGAGACAGUGAUUGACCUGGCUGUGGAUGAGGAGGGCCUGUGGGCGAUUUUUGCUACACGGCAGAAUGAGAGACGCAUCUCUCUGGCCAAGAUGGACGCCCGUACACUGGACAUUGAGCAGAUGUGGGACACAACAUGUCCACAGGAGAAUGCUGAGGCGGCCUUCAUAAUCUGUGGCACACUAUAUGUAGUUUACAACACCAAGCAACCUGGUCGUUCACAUGUCCAGUGUGUGUAUGAUGUGAAUGAUAUGGUAACCAAUGAAGAUGCGCCACUGGUUUACUUUCCAAAGCGUUAUGGAGCCAACUCCAGUCUGAAGUACAACCCUCUGGAGCAGCUCCUCUAUGCCUGGGACGAUGGCUACCAGAUCCUGUAUAAGCUUGUACUGAAGAAGAAACUGGAGAUUUAGGUUAAGCACUUGCAUCAACCUUUAUGGUGUCAAGUACAAAGUGGGAAAUGUUUAACACUUAAGUGUUCAAAGGUUCUGGGCUGUAAAAAGGCAUGUACCAUCCAUUUGAUUUUAUAGAAUGUCUAAAUCAUACACAUCUUCAAAGUUUGAAAAGCUCUAUAUGAUUAAUUCAUCUAUGGAACGGUUCCUUAUGAUUCGGAACAAUUUACCUCCAAUCCAUGCUUCUCAAAAGCUGUUUGUUUUAUUUCUAAUGAACAGCAGAUUUGAUGCAACUUAGCUGAGAUCUGUUGGCUUUUUAAAGUAACCUGAUGAGGUUUUUUAGGUUGUAAAUCAUUAAAUCAGUUGUUAAUUUCUUUUUCAGCUGUAAUUUGACACCUGCAAUAAUUUUCACAUGGCUAACAUGAGUUAGCCUAUUUUUAUGAGCUCUCCAUUUGAUGUUGUAACGUUGGUCAGGGACUACUCAGACAUGCCACUGUCAGACAGAAUAUAUAUAUACACUACCGUUCAAAAGU